AUGGUUGAAGUAUAUUUUAACGUCCAGUCGGACAACGGAGCACUGACCGAAAGCAACUGCCUGAGAAAAUGGAGCACAAGUUAUAUUGCCGCUUUAGAAGGCGUGAAAGAUCUUCGAAGUGGAAUGAAACUUGCUGGUCUAAUGGCUUCAGCUGGCCUUGUUGAUAUCGAAUCGAAAAUGAUACCUCUGCCCCUAUCUGGAUGGUCAACGGAUCCGAGGAUGAAGGCUAUCGGUGAGGCGAACCGAAAGAAUGUUCAUCUUCUUCUGGAAUCACUUGGGCUAUAUCCAUUUAUGCACGGGCUUGACAUGUCUGAGGUUGAGUUCCAAGAACUUUUAACAGGUGCUAGGCAAGAAGCAGAUGAUCCCUCACUGAAGGCAUAUAUUCCUCUGUAA
Messenger RNA from Trichophyton benhamiae CBS 112371, 393 nucleotides. RefSeq lists its product as uncharacterized. Bases 1 to 393 code for a protein of 130 amino acids. The transcript has 2 exons. NCBI's taxonomy places the organism in Eukaryota, Fungi, Ascomycota, Eurotiomycetes, Onygenales, Arthrodermataceae. The record is from RefSeq and is a predicted model, not a curated record.